GCUGUUCUCUUUCACUCUCCUAUCCAUUUGUGCAGCUUGCAUAGAGUUUGUGACUUCCUUCAUGUCAAAAGAUUUCUGCUUCCAAACGAACAAAUGAACAAAAGGAUUAAUUUAUGUUAAAAGUUUUGAAGAACGCUGAUUAUGAUGAAGAUGGACCUAGCAAAUGAAAUUGGAAGACAAAACACUGGUAUUAAGAAUGUGACAAUCCUGUCAAUGAACAGCACCAAAUGUUCCAGUGUUCAUGUUCCAGAGGUGGUGUACUUAACUGUUUCCACUGUUGGGCUCCUGGAAAAUCUGCUGGUGCUCCUAGCUGUGAUAAAAAAUAAAAAUCUUCACUUACCCAUGUACUUUUUCAUUUGUAGCUUGGCCGUCUCAGAUAUGUUGUUCAGUCUGUACAAAAUUCUUGAGACCAUCAUAAUCAUUUUGGCCAACAUUGGUUAUCUGGAUCGAAACGGGCCUUUCGAAAAAAAGAUGGAUGAUGUUAUGGACUGGAUCUUUGUUCUUUCAUUACUUGGGUCAAUCUUUAGCAUAUCUGCCAUUGCAGCUGACAGAUACAUUACUGUUUUUCAUGCCCUGCAUUACCAUAAUAUUAUGACUGUAAAAAGAGCUUCAGUCAUAUUAGCAAUAAUCUGGACCUUUUGUGGAGGAAGCGGAAUAGCUAUAAUUAUGCUUUUUCACGAUACUGCAACAAUAAUAUGUCUCACGGUUAUGUUUCUUUUAUUGUUAGUUUUGAUCGUUUGUCUUUACAUCCACAUGUUUCUUCUAGCUCGAUCACAUGCCAAAAAAAUUGCAUCUUUAUCUGGACAAUGGAAUUCAGUUCAGCAACGGGCUAACAUUAAUGGGGCUAUUACUCUGACCAUUUUACUUGGACUAUUUAUUUGCUGUUGGUCCCCAUUUGUUCUGCAUCUUCUUUUAUAUGUAUUGUGCCGAUAUAAUCCAUACUGUGCCUGUUACUUGUCCAUUUUAAAUGUAAAUGGUACACUUAUAUUAUUUAGUUCCGUUAUCGACCCUUUAAUUUAUGCUUUUCGCAGCCCUGAAUUACGCAAUACCUUUAAGAAAAUGUUAUGUUGUUGGAUGAGAAGGUAAAUAAGAAUAUAAUAGGUGUAUGUCAAACAUGACAUGGUAUGUCUUUAAACUCUUUUAAAUACACUGAAAUCUGCAUCUGGUUUAGAACAAUUAUGUAAAUAGUACACCCCUUCUAAGCGUUUCCAUAGCAGCUCCUUUGCUUUUACAGGAAAAAAAUAUAUAUAAAGGUAUUGAUCAGUCAUACAAUGUAAUCUAUUUUAUCUUUUUGUAUAGACUUACUCAGAGUUUAGAAUUCAUUGAAUUAAAUCAAUAUUUUCAUUCUGAGGAUACAUAAUGGGCAAAAAUACAGUAUAUAAUAAAGGCUGGGUUAAUAAAAACUAAUUAUGUAGUUAUCCACUUCAUCUGUGAAACCUGAAUGCAUAUUAUGUGAAGUGGAUAAACCAAGUUGGAAGCAGAUGCACUGGAGAUGGAAUAUGUAAAUAGGCUGGAAAGACUGAUUGCGUUUAAUAGUACUUUCAGCAAAGAAACAGAUAUUGCAUAGUUAUCAAGCAAUCAAGAAGCCUUCUAGGGAUCUAAACAAUAACUAUUAUUAUUAUAAGGGUCCUCAUUAUACCCAAUAGCAAAACUAUGGCAUAAGGAGAUAUUGUUUUCAAUUCCUAAUUAAAGGUAAUCAACAAUAUAAUGACUUUUCGAUUGUAAAAGUUUACCAUGGCUGACUUUAAUUUGUAGUAAUGUGUUUGUUCUAUCAGUUAAAACAAAAUUAAAAAAUUAUCUUUA
Xenopus laevis (African clawed frog) is the source of this 1803-nucleotide messenger RNA. It is a transcript of the gene mc2r.L, whose product is annotated as melanocortin 2 receptor L homeolog. The record is from RefSeq and is a predicted model, not a curated record. Gene Ontology annotation, cellular component: plasma membrane; membrane. Gene Ontology annotation, biological process: neuropeptide signaling pathway; signal transduction; G protein-coupled receptor signaling pathway. The transcript is spliced from 2 exons. Gene Ontology annotation, molecular function: melanocortin receptor activity; corticotropin receptor activity; G protein-coupled receptor activity. Bases 142 to 1086 code for a protein of 314 amino acids. Lineage: Eukaryota; Metazoa; Chordata; Amphibia; Anura; Pipidae.